Messenger RNA from Gavialis gangeticus (Gharial), 8259 nucleotides. It is a transcript of the gene ATP13A3, whose product is annotated as ATPase 13A3. Bases 203 to 4048 code for a protein of 1281 amino acids. Gene Ontology annotation, cellular component: late endosome membrane. Gene Ontology annotation, biological process: polyamine transmembrane transport; intracellular calcium ion homeostasis. The record is from RefSeq and is a predicted model, not a curated record. The transcript is spliced from 35 exons. Gene Ontology annotation, molecular function: ATPase-coupled monoatomic cation transmembrane transporter activity; P-type ion transporter activity; polyamine transmembrane transporter activity. Lineage: Eukaryota; Metazoa; Chordata; Crocodylia; Gavialidae.
CCCUCCCCCCCGGCCGGCCGGCGCGCGGAGCCGGUUGGAAGCGGAUCGACCCCGCCGCCGCCGCCGCCGCCGCCGCCAUGGGGGGCACAGGGGCCGAGCUGACGCUGCGCCACCCCUGAGCGGCUCCCGGGCCCCGGCCCCGGCCCCGGCCCCGGCCCCGGCCGAGAAUCGCUGAUUGAAAGGGAACUUGGCUGCUGGGUGUAUGGGAACUGAUCCACAAACAAGCUGCAUUUUCAAACAGAGGUCUUCCAUACCUGAAGUUGAGAAGUUCCACGUCACGCUCAACAUGGAGAAGGAAGAAAAGAAGUUUGUCAAUAAAGGCGAAGAAGAUGAGAUGGAGAUUUAUGGUUACAAUCUGUGCCGCUGGAAGCUGGUUUUAGUUGCUGUCGGGGUGUUGUGUACUGGUGGCUUCCUCCUCCUCCUCCUCUACUGGAUGCCUGCGUGGCGUGUGAAAGCAACAUGCAAAAGGACAACGCUUAAAGACUGCGAAGUGGUGCUGCUGCGAACAACUGAUGAAUUCAGGAUAUGGUUUUGUGCAAAGGUUCGCAUUGUGCUUUCUCUAGGAACCGGUCCACUGCAAAGUCCUGCUCCUCCUCAAGACAAGGUUUCCAAUGGCCAUAGCAUUCAUGUAUUUGAAAACCCGGCUGAAGAGAACAAAAAUGGCCCUCAAAAAUAUUUGCCUAUUCGCUAUUUCUCACACCACAGCGUGAAAUAUUUCUGGAACGACGCAGUCCAAAGCUUUGAUGUCAUAAAAGGACUGGAUGACACUGUUUCCUGUUCUUCAAUCCAUGCUGAACACAGUAUGGGACUGACUAAGGUGGUGCAUGAUUACAGAAAAUUAUUCUAUGGAGUAAAUGAAAUUGCUGUGAAAGUGCCUUCCAUUUUUAAGCUUCUGAUUAAGGAGGUCCUCAACCCCUUUUACAUUUUCCAGCUAUUCAGUGUGAUAUUGUGGAUCACUGAUGAGUAUUACUACUAUGCAUUAGCAAUUGUCGUUAUGUCUGUAAUAUCCAUCAUUAGCUCACUCUACACCAUUAGAAAGCAAUAUGUUAUAUUGCAUGACAUGGUGGCAGCUCACAGCAUUGUCAGAGUGUCGGUCAGCCGAGCAAAUCAAGAAAGAGAAGAAAUCCUUUCCACUGACCUUGUGCCUGGAGAUAUCAUGUUGAUUCCAUCGAAUGGGACAAUCAUGCCCUGUGAUGCAGUACUUGUCAGUGGUACUUGCAUUGUAAAUGAAAGCUUGCUAACAGGUGAAAGUGUUCCUGUAACAAAAACUAGCCUACCAAACCCCGCAGAAGAUCCAAAAGCAACGGGGGAUGAAGUGUACAGUCCAGAAACCCAUAAGCGACAUACAUUGUUCUGUGGAACCACUGUCAUUCAAACGCGGUUUUACAGCGGAGAACUAGUCAAGGCUGCAGUCGUGAGAACAGGCUUUAGUACUUCCAAAGGACAGCUUAUUCGUUCCAUCCUGUAUCCAAAGCCAACUGACUUCAAACUCUACAAAGAUGCCUACAUGUUUCUGUUGUCCCUCGUGGUGGUGGCAGGCAUUGGCUUUAUCUACACAGUGGUCAACAGCAUCUUAAAUAAGGUUGAAGUUCAUAUAAUAAUAAUCGAGUCUCUUGACAUUAUCACCAUCACUGUUCCUCCUGCACUUCCAGCUGCAAUGACUGCUGGCAUCGUUUAUGCACAGAGACGCCUGAAAAAAAUUGGUAUUUUUUGUAUCAGUCCUCAGAGGAUAAAUAUCUGCGGACAGUUGAAUCUUGUGUGUUUUGACAAGACUGGUACGCUUACUGAAGAUGGCUUGGAUCUGUGGGGUAUCCAAAGAGUGGAAAAUGCUCGCUUCCUUUUGCCGGAAGAGAGAGCAUGCAGCGAGGGCUUAGUGAAGUCUCCGUUUGUUGCUUGCAUGGCCACUUGUCAUUCUCUCACAAAAAUUGAAGGAGUGCUGUCUGGGGAUCCGCUGGAUUUGAAGAUGUUUGAAGCCAUAGGAUGGAUUCUUGAAGAAGCAACUGAGGAGGAAACAGCCCUUCACAAUCGAAUAAUGCCAACUGUGGUUCGACCUCCAAAACAGCUUCUUCCGGAGUCCAAGCCUGCCACAGAUCAAGACAUGGAAUUGUUUGAGCUUCCGACCACUUACGAGAUAGGAAUCGUGCGCCAGUUUCCUUUUUCUUCCGCUUUGCAACGCAUGUGUGUAAUAGCGAGAGUGCUUGGAGAGAAGAAAAUGGAUGCUUAUGUGAAAGGUGCCCCAGAGGUGAUUGCCAGCUUGUGUAAGCAAGAAACAGUUCCAGUUGACUUUGAAAGUGUUUUGGAAGAAUAUACCAAGCAGGGCUUCCGAGUUAUUGCUCUUGCUCAUAGAAAAGUGGAAUCAAAAUUUACGUGGCACAAAAUCCAGAAUAUUAAUAGAGAUGCCAUUGAAAGCAACAUGGGUUUUUUGGGCUUAAUUAUAAUGCAAAACAAGCUAAAGCAAGAAACGCCUGCAGUGCUUAAGGACUUGCAUAAAGCCAGCAUUCGCACGGUCAUGGUUACAGGUGAUAACAUGCUAACUGCUAUCUCUGUGGCCAGAGACUGUGGAAUGAUUCUACCUCAGGACAAAGUUAUUAUUGCUGAAGCACUACCUCCGAAGGACGGACAAACUGCCAGGAUAAACUGGCAUUAUGCAGAUACUCUCCCAAAAUGCACUAAUUCAUCACCAGCCAUUAACUCAGAGGAUAUUCCUAUAAAACUGGUCCAUGACAGCCUUGAGGAUCUCCAGAUAACCAAAUACCAUUUUGCAAUGAAUGGGAAGUCCUUUGCAGUGAUACAGGAGCAUUUUCAGGACUUGGUCCCCAAGCUGGUGUUGCAUGGCACUGUGUUUGCUCGCAUGGCACCCGAUCAGAAAACACAGCUGGUGGAAGCCUUACAAAAUGUAGAUUACUAUGUUGGCAUGUGUGGAGAUGGUGCAAAUGACUGUGGUGCCCUGAAGAGAGCGCAUGGUGGCAUAUCGCUGUCAGAACUCGAGGCGUCUGUGGCUUCGCCGUUCACCUCCAGGACUCCCAGUAUCUCCUGUGUGCCAAACCUGAUCAGGGAAGGCCGGGCCGCUUUAAUAACUUCCUUCUGUGUAUUUAAGUUCAUGGCAUUGUACAGCAUUAUCCAGUACUUUAGUGUUACCCUACUGUAUUCUAUCCUAAGCAAUUUAGGAGACUUCCAGUUUCUCUUCAUCGAUCUGGCAAUCAUUUUGGUUGUUGUCUUUACUAUGAGUUUAAAUCCUGCUUGGAAGGAGCUUGUUGCACAAAGGCCACCCUCAGGUCUCAUCUCAGGUCCACUUCUCUGCUCAGUCCUGUCCCAGAUGGUCAUCUGCAUUGCUUUCCAAGCCAUGGGGUUUGUUUGGGUCAAGCAGCAGCCCUGGUAUGAGUCCUGGACCCCAGACUCAGAUGCAUGUAACCUAUCGAGUGCCACAGACGCCAACUCCUCCAGCCACGGGAACCAGACCCUUCACGAUGAGCACAAUAUCAAAAACUAUGAAAACACGACCGUGUUUUUUAUCUCCAGCUUUCAAUACCUCAUCGUGGCAAUUGUCUUUUCUAAAGGGAAGCCCUUUAGACAGCCUUGCUACAAAAACUUUCUUUUUGUUUUCUCUGUGAUAUUUCUUUAUAUCUUCAUAUCUGUCAUCAUGUUGCAUCCAACUGAAGUUAUUGACUCGUCUCUAGAGCUGGUUUGCGUGCCAUAUCAGUGGCGUGUAACACUUCUUGUCAUUAUCAUCAUCAAUGCAGUUGUCUCCAUCCUGGUGGAGAAUGUCUUCCUUGACAUGGUCCUUUGGAAAGUUGUGUUCAGUCGGGACAAACAAGGAGACUGUCGCCUCGCCACACCCCAGCCGCCUCAGGAGGCUGUGGACCGCUGGGCAGCCUGCUUCCUGACGCCCCUGUUUAGCUGCAGAAAGAAGACGCCACAAGCCAAGUACAUGCACCUAGCUCAGGAACUGCUGGUGGAUCCGGAGUGGCCACCGAAGCCCAGAACAACGACUGAAGCUAAAGCUCCAACCCAGGAAAAUGGUUCCCAUCACAUAGUCACUGUCACGUAGCAGUGGCUCAGCAGUGAGCUUGUGUAUUAGUGUUCAGACGAAUGUGAUCUUAUGGCUUCAUUGGGAAAUGUAGUACUAAGCACUGUAAGUCCUAGUACAAAUAUUUCCAGCUAUCUCCUGUCCCUGAAUGCAGAGGGCAAGCUGGACAGCAUGCAGUUCGCCCAUGAAAAGGUGGGUGAGGUCAUGUCCAGCAAAAGAAAAAUGAGGGGUUUUUACUAAUUUGAAGAGAUCUUAUUUUUCCAUGUGCAUUGUAUUUAAAAAUUUAAAUUGCAGGGCUAUUAAAUAGCUCCUCUGAUCAUUUAUCUAGGGUAUGUUAACCUUUGGAAAUCGUUCCAGCUUGCACUCCAGUGCACAUAUUCGUGCAGUUCACAAUGUAGCAUUUUCAUGGUAGGUUUAGGGACACGUAGGAAAAAAAUGUUUAAAUGACUUUUGGUCACUGUCUUUGCUUUGAUCAGAAAGCUUUGUGACCAUAUGAUGACGCCCAGGUUUCAGCAAGUGUCCCUCUUGUUUCAUGUGCCGUUCCAAAAACACCUCUGUGUCUGCUGGUGACACAGUGUUUUCAACUACAGGGCAUGUAAAAGUUCUGGGUUCCUGGCUUAGUCCCUUAGUCUGACCCUGCAGGAAGUGGGACUGCUGUAGAGAGGUGUGCUCGGUGCCCAGAAGGAAAGCAGCACAUUGCCAGAGUCAUGCUGUGUUCCUCUUCUGCUCAUGUGGAGUGGCAUUGCAGUGGGGUGUGGGGGGGAACAGUCCUUCAGCCAGGACAGAUUCAGCCUGCUUUUUGGGGUCUCUGAGGAGGGGAUACCAGCAAACCUAGGCCUAUAAUGCCUCUUCUCUGUUCACCUUGCCUGUACCGCAUUCAGCUAGUCACCAGCUCCACAAGAUGCUUGCUUGAUCCAGCAAAAGGUUAGAUUGCUCCUAUUGGACCAGGUUUAUUAAUGUAACUUGAGUGGUCUUUCCUAACCAAUGCCUUUGCACUACCAAGGCCAGAGCUACAAGGCAGAAAAUAAUUUCCACAUGACCAUCACAUUAGCCAGUCCUAAUUCUGGGCACCGAGGGCUUAUACAUUUCAAAGAUUGCUCUACUGGUGUCUUAAUUGCUAUGCAGUUCUUUGAAGAUGCGAACAGAUGAGCUGGAGUCAGUGUCUGGGUAGAAAACUGUAGGGCUGCUCUGACCCUCUUCACUCGUGCAUCACCAGUGGUGCCGUGUGUGUCCUUGCAGUGGCAGCAUACAGUUUUCCAUUGGGUGGUGCCAAAGAAGGUUUGACACGGCCACCAAACACAGGAUUUCAAAGUGACCCUGGCAGAGAGCAGCAGUUGCUUACAUGUCGGUUGUAGAAGCCUACAAAACCUUGUGCAGCCUCAUAAAGCAGUAGUAAAGCCAUCAGAACAACUCCUUCAACACGUUACCCGAGGACAUAACAAAACGAUAAAGACUGGACAGCUUCUCCUGACUCGGUGAAUCUGACGGAGCCAAGCAACUCUGAACUUUGAGAAGGGGCCUUAUCCAGAUCUGACCUGCAUAGGAAGAAAUGUCCCGGGUUGCACACGGGCCUCGGAAUGUCAGGGCUUUGGAAAUGACUUGAGGAUGAGUCCCCAGCUUGAGAGCUCUGCAGGCUUAAAGGUCUGUAGAGAAGAUCUUAUGCUCUGGGAUUCUUCAGGAAGGGAAAUUUUGAAGCUCAGGCCUGUUUCCUGUGUGCUUUCUUAUGAAGCAGCGAGCAGUAGCACCCGUGUUGCUAAUUUUAGGGCUUUUGCAAUGCUGAACAUGCCAUGCUAAUGUUGCAAUUAAAAAUGGUGCUCGAUGGUUUUGGGAGAGUACUUCUAGGAGCCGUGAGGGUUGUAGUUUUUAACACUCCUCACAAACAGCUUGUGGUCUGCUAUCCUCCCUGACAGCUGGCAGGUCUUCCUGGCACUUCCAGGGGAGUUAUUCACCACAGUCUUAAUCAGUAGUGCAGAGCCGAGCUGUCCUCAUCCCAUCUCGUUAAACUGUUCAACACAAACACUGGUGACUUCAGAAGGGCCUGGAGUUGCACAUGAGAUCCCUGUUGCUGCUGGUGAUUCUUCAGACUAUCUCAGUCGUGUAGUGUUUGGGGUGGGGGAGAAGAAUUGCCAGCUGAGUGCAUACUUCUAUCCCCUGUUUUGUAGAACACAUUUUACUUUAAUGGAAAUAUUCCAUGAAGCUAUGCAUCUUGGACCUUGGAGCUGUGAUUUACCACCACCUCUUGUAUUUGACUUAUUUAACAAUUCACUUGGUGGGGUUUGGAGCUGGUAUUGUGUUCAUUGUUUUAACUUGCUGCUUCAGUCAAAAGUUAAAAAAUAACGCGUGCGUCAUCUGCCUCUUGGAAGUGGUGUUGCUUACUUAGGGUUGCCAAACCCUACCCCAGCCCUAAUUCUCUUUCCCUAAAUUGUGGAUCCAUCUCACUCAUCUUGUUCAGAUGCUAAAGUCAGUCUUUGUUUGUGAUAGCAGCGCUUCAUGGUCUAACCUGGUAUCCGAGCUCGUUGGGAGGAAACUGCUUAUUAAGGGAGUGGGCUUUAGGGCCAGAAUUGUCCAGCUGUUCCCCUCCAGAACAACUGCCUGGUCCAGUCGAGGAUGUUAAAAGCUCGACCUCCAGGACGGGUCCCUUUGACUUCAGCUGGAAUUGCAGGUGCUCAGUCCACUUUGGGUAGGUGAGGCCCAGGUUCCUCAGGAGGGGCACACCGAAGGAGCGGAUGCUUGCUGCUUUGUGGCUGAGCUGUUCACAUCUGGACUGGCCCCGUUGUUCUGGAGGGCGGCAGCUGCCUUCUGGGGAAAAUCCACUACCAGUUUGGUGCAAGGUGUUAUGUUUCACAGGGCUCCCGUUCGGUCGUGACAGAAGCAGGUACAGCUCGUACUGAAGACACUGGGAAUUGCACCUUCUUAACUCAGGGCUGGGUUUGGCCCUGUGUGCCCAUGUUUCUUUUUGGACGGUUGAUGUGGUUUUUCAGGUAUGCAAAAAGAGAGCAAACCAGAUCGGGACACAUUAGCGAGUUCAUUUCAUAACUGGAAGUAGGCUGAGCUUCAGGGUCUGUGCUUAAAAUCAUCUUUGUACAUUUUCCUUGAAUGUGUGGGUUCAGAUGAACAGGACUGUUUUGUGGGCCAUACUAAAUGAACUUUGGGGGGUUUCUUUCUACUGUAUAAUUCAGCCUCACAUUGAAGAGUUUGAUUCUUAUUAAAUUAUUUGCUCUUAUACAGACUUAAAUUUAAAUCUGUACAUGUCUUACUUUGAUGUAUUAGGAUAUGUAAAUAUUAAUGAUUUGAAUAUUAUUUAUGCACCUACUUAAAGACUGGUCUACCCAGGAAAGCGGUUGUUAAAUAAUAAAUGUAACUUUUUAAACUUUUUUAAUAAAUACCGAGAUCUUUAAAAUGUGUAUCCCUCAGGGUUAUUUUUAAAGCUUUCUUCCUUCAGAUAUAAUUAGUGCUCACUGUAAUCUUCAUAUAUUCUAGAACUAAGUCUACUGUAAAAUAUGCUGCAAAUAAUGCUUAAGUGAAAGUGGCUAAAUCAUCCACAGAACCAAGAUUGUUCAUAUUCAUUGCACUUUUAGUUGGAAAACUAUUGCAGUUUCUUACUCUAUUUAUUUUAUUUCUUGUUCUGUGUGUUCACGAGGAUUUGUGCUGUACAGUUCAUCCCAAAUCAGAUAAAUAUCCAUUUACUGUAUUAUGCAUAUACAGUGCUAACAUUAGGCACAUGGCAGAUCCUUUUUGAUGCUGCAGACUUUUUUUAAUGCUUUUCUCUUGGUCGUCACAUAUAUCAAGAUUUAGGAAGCGCUUUACAGUUUCUCAUGUGAAAUUCUCAUUUACAGAAUUAGAUUUUUGUAUGCCUAGCGGGGAGGGGCUGGUUUUUGACAGUUUUGAGAGUCUUUGAAUGUUAAUUUUAUACAGUGUAUAGCUUCAGGUUUUUACAGCUAUUUUCAACAAACUGCAGUUUGAUAAUUAUGUGAGCACAAAAUGACUUUCAUGAAUUUAAUAAAAAAUGAGAAGGCUUAUGAUUAGUGUGUUCUCUAGAAGUUUGGCUUUUAUUUUUACAAAGCUGGUUCAAGUCAGAAGUGAUACUGCAGCUUUCUAUUUAAAAGCACACGCGGCUGCUCCAGAAUGGUACCCGGCAAACACGCAGACCUGCACAGAGGCAUUGUACAUAGCCUUGUAAAAAUCAUUUUUGUGAUUUGAAUCUGUUUGAAAUAAAACUGGAAAUGAAGGCA